AUGGCGGAGAAUGGGGCGGCGGGCGGAGGAGGGGGGCAGAACCUUGCCGUGCUCGACGCGCUGGACUCGGCGCGCACCCAGAUGUACCACAUGAAGGCCAUCGUGAUCGCCGGCAUGGGCUUCUUCACCGACGCCUACGACCUCUUCUGCAUCACCACCGUCUCCAAGCUGCUGGGCCGCCUCUACUACCCGGACACCAACCUCGGCAAAAACCCGCCCAUGCCCGGCACCAUGCCCGUGCGGAUCAACAACAUGGUCACCGGCGUCGCGCUCGUCGGCACCCUCAUGGGCCAGCUCGUCUUCGGCUACUUCGGGGACAAGCUCGGCCGCAAGCGCGUCUACGGGAUCACGCUCGUCCUCAUGGCCGCGUGCGCCAUCGGCUCCGGCCUCUCCUUCGGGAGGGACCCCGGCGCCGUCAUCGGCACGCUCUGCUUCUUCCGCUUCUGGCUCGGCUUCGGCAUCGGCGGGGACUACCCGCUAUCCGCCACCAUCAUGUCCGAGUAUGCCAACAAGAAGACCCGUGGCGCCUUCAUCGCCGCCGUGUUCGCCAUGCAGGGCGUCGGCAUCAUCUUCGCGGGGCUCGUCUCCAUGAUCGUCUCCGGCAUUUUCCUCCACUACAACCCCGCGCCCACGUGGAAAGAGGACAAAUACUACUCAGUUCAAGAUCAGAAGCCCGCGGCGGACUACAUGUGGCGCAUCGUGCUCAUGCUCGGGGCGUUCCCGGCGGUGGCCACCUUCUACUGGCGGAUGAAGAUGCCCGAGACCGCCAGGUACACGGCCCUCAUAGAGGGAAACGCCAAGCAGGCUACCAACGACAUGCAGAAAGUGUUGGAGAUUCGCAUCGACGAGGAGCAGGAGAAGGUCGCCAAGUUCAGGGCGGCGAAUGAAUACUCUCUGUUGUCCAUGGAGUUCGCCCGGCGUCACGGCUUGCACCUCAUCGGCACCACAACCACCUGGUUCCUCCUCGACAUCGCCUUCUACAGCCAGAACCUGACACAGAAGGACAUCUUCCCAGCCAUCAAACUCACCGGCGGCGCAGACACCAUGAACGCCCUGAGAGAGGUGUUCGUGAUAUCACGAGCCAUGUUCCUCAUCGCCCUCUUCGGCACUUUCCCUGGCUACUGGGUCACCGUGGCCCUCAUCGACAAGAUGGGAAGGUACUUGAUCCAGCUCCUUGGUUUCUUCAUGAUGUCCCUCUUCAUGCUAGUGAUGGGCAUCAAAUACGAAUACCUCAAGAGCAACGGCCACGCCCUCUUCGCCAUCCUCUACGCGCUCACAUUCUUCUUCGCAAACUUCGGACCAAACAGCACCACCUUCGUGCUGCCGGCCGAGCUAUUCCCGACGCGCGUCCGCUCCACAUGCCAUGCCAUCAGCGCGGCCUCGGGCAAGGCGGGCGCCAUCGUCGCCGCCUUCGGGGUGCAGACCCUCACCCUCAAGGGCGACCCCAAGCACAUGAAGCAGGCGCUCAUCAUCCUCUCUGUCACCAACAUGCUCGGCUUCUUCUUCACCUUCCUCGUCCCCGAGACGAUGGGCCGGUCGCUCGAAGAGAUCUCCGGCGAGGACGGCAACGUCGCUGGCGCGGCCGCUGGGCAUGUCGAUAAGGAUGUUGAAAAGGCCCCUCCUUCAAGCACCGAAUGGCAGCCGCCAUCGUCGAUGAAUGCAUGA
Messenger RNA from Hordeum vulgare subsp. vulgare (domesticated barley), 1665 nucleotides. Its product is annotated as inorganic phosphate transporter 1-11-like. Gene Ontology annotation, cellular component: membrane. Gene Ontology annotation, biological process: transmembrane transport; phosphate ion transport. The transcript has 2 exons. The record is from RefSeq and is a predicted model, not a curated record. NCBI's taxonomy places the organism in Eukaryota, Viridiplantae, Streptophyta, Magnoliopsida, Poales, Poaceae. The coding region runs from base 1 to 1665 and encodes 554 amino acids. Gene Ontology annotation, molecular function: phosphate transmembrane transporter activity.